This is a messenger RNA of Coniosporium apollinis CBS 100218, 657 nucleotides long. RefSeq lists its product as uncharacterized. Lineage: Eukaryota; Fungi; Ascomycota; Dothideomycetes. The record is from RefSeq and is a predicted model, not a curated record. Gene Ontology annotation, molecular function: nucleic acid binding. Bases 1 to 657 code for a protein of 218 amino acids. The transcript is spliced from 2 exons.
AUGGAGGACGGUGAGGCCCACGCGGACACCCCGCUCGGAGGGGUGGUUCCUCCAAAAGACAUCGCGCCGUGCGACGACGUCGAGAGCGCCCAAUUUCCAAGUUUCGUCGCGUUCAGGAAGGGGCCCGGAUUCACCGUCCCGGGUCAACCGAACGACUCUAUGCCUGACGUGCUCAAACGCCCGAUCGCUUGGCACGAUAACUGGCGCCGGAAGGGGCGCACGGAGGACGAUGAGAACCCCUCCGAAUUCAAGGAAGUGGUUCCUCUAGAAGACAUCGCACCGUGCCUAGGAUCGACCCUGGAGAGCACCGUGGAUCCAGAUGUGACAGCGCCAGAGACUGGAGAAGGAGACGCGAACCCGGACGAGGAGAAAGACGACGUCUACUUCACAAACGACGAGUACGGACACGAUCUGAGCAUUGGAGACCUUCGCCGAUCGGCCUUCCUGAACGGCACGGUUCUUGUUGGUCUGCACUUCUCCAGGGUGGUCCCUCGCUUCCUCUCGAAUUUCUGGAAAGAAGUCUCCACCAAGAUCAGCGUCCAGUUGCUCACCUCAACCGCCUACCAUGCCCAGACAGACGGCCAGAGCGAGAGAACGAACCAGACCGUGGAAAUCGCCCUCCGAUACUUCGUCACAUCCAAUCUAGACAGACACUAG